This is a messenger RNA of Paraphaeosphaeria sporulosa, 1755 nucleotides long. RefSeq lists its product as uncharacterized. The coding region runs from base 276 to 1679 and encodes 467 amino acids. The transcript has a single exon. NCBI's taxonomy places the organism in Eukaryota, Fungi, Ascomycota, Dothideomycetes, Pleosporales, Didymosphaeriaceae. The record is from RefSeq and is a predicted model, not a curated record.
GUACCUUACUAGAAAGAGGCGAUUGGGUCAGAUUGUAAGUGGCGCAUUCGUUCACCGGUAUUCGUCUCCACAUCCUGGUCCAUUUGUGCUGCUACCAUUGGCGGAACCCCAAACCGAGCAGGAUGGAUACGAGCCGAGGGAAAUCGGCACCAGCAGUCAUUCUUCGUCUUGUUGGAUGCGUGUAGUCGAAGAACUACAUAAGACCACUAGCUUCAUGCUGGCUCUGGCAAAUUGUCUGUCAAUCUGUACCUACUUCUUGGCCCCCACUGUUCAUCAUGGCUGCGGUUAUACCCACUCCGACCUUUGCGCCUACGGGAGUGUACGUACCACCUCCUUCACACUCAGUCACCCACUUCACACCUGCGCCUUCGUGCUCUCCCGAAAGACUAAGGCUUGUAUCCACCCAGCUAUGCGACAUUGUUACAACAUCACAGACUCUGUUCGGCCAGCCAUUGCCGCCCUGGGCUGAAUGCGCACUGACGCUGGCUGGCGACCCGCAUGGAAUGUUCUACCAAAACCCUGACUGCUACCCAUCAAACCUUUCUGCUGAUGAUGGCACCCACGUUUUCAUCUCUGAAUGUCCAGUUGGGUACACGACGGUGUGGGAAAGUCAGGGCAGGGAUUACUUGUACGACACGUCGACGAUCACCCAAGGAGGCACGACCACUACCUCGGUUGAGUACAGAGAUAUCGUAGCACAUUCUGCUGUCUGCUGUCCUGAUAAUGCACUCGGAGGCUUCCACUACAACUGGGAUUCGGAACCCGAUUACAUCGAUUACAUCCAAACUACCGAUCCAGAUGGCAAUCCCAAGUCGGUCAGCCUCUACGUACCGCCACGAUGCGUUGCAACCUCAGUUUGCGCUGUGCCCGCCACCGUUACCAUGGAUGUGGUUUUCAACGACUUUGUUUCCGAUAAGAAGCGCCGCAGACAAGACGUUCUACCCCGUGACAUCAUCCCAGUCGGCGUCGUUACGCGCCCAUGGGAUGUAGAAAAGAACGUCGUCUUUGCUCACUCAGUCGAUUUUAGCUACACUGUCUUCCAUGGGACGUACACGUGCUUCGAGAACUGCUACGACUACGCCAGCUCCUCGUACCACAACACGGAUCCAAAUUCGCCUCCAUCGUCAGUUGGACCAGAUCGCCUCCAGACUACGACCAACAUCAAGCCGGAACAAACCCAAUGCUCAGCUUCGCCUACUGACUCAAGCCCGUCUGAGACCAGCCCUCCCGACUCGCCGCCAGCCGGAACAGGUGGCGCGGGGUACAGCACUCCCAGCACGGGCCAUGGAUACAACGCUACGCAUAUAGGUGGUGGCUACUCUGCUGCCCCUAGCCACCCAAGUGGCGGUUAUGAUACCAGCCCCGGUGAAACUGAGAGUAGCUACGAGGCCGGCCCCAGUGAAACUGAAAUCCCACACUACUCGCCCGAGCCCACUAUUAUCGAGACCGUAGUCAUCACAACUCAUAGCGUUGGUGGAGGCGCUGGAUGGAAUGCCACCGCAACGGGUCCAGGCUAUACGACGCCCGAGGGAACAGGAGAGCCUACAUCUAGCACACCUGAAGAGAGUGAGACCAGUGCGCCGUCGCCGUCGGCGCCGCAGUUCCCGGGUGCGGCCACCAAGGAGGGAAUUUCGUCGGUGUGGGCGUCAUUGCUCGUUGCGAUUGCUGCGUUUAUGUAGAGAUAUGGUAUCGGACGUUCCAUUAGAUGCAGUAAUAAUGAAGAAUGACAAUGCUAUGAAGGACGUAUGUCUACCA